Messenger RNA from Rhopilema esculentum, 5496 nucleotides. RefSeq names its product DNA repair-scaffolding protein-like. The record is from RefSeq and is a predicted model, not a curated record. Gene Ontology annotation, cellular component: nuclear chromosome; nucleoplasm. NCBI's taxonomy places the organism in Eukaryota, Metazoa, Cnidaria, Scyphozoa, Rhizostomeae, Rhizostomatidae. Gene Ontology annotation, biological process: double-strand break repair via homologous recombination; regulation of establishment of protein localization to chromosome.
AGAGAGGUAUCGUCUUGAACAUUAUCGGUGAAAAAACCUUUGCGAAAAUAUAUCAGAAAAUGGACAGAAUUGUCAUAUUUGAAAUUGAAAGCAAGCAAUCAUUUCCUUUCAUCAUCACUUGUCUUGACAUUUGCUGAUGCAACAAGGCGCUGUGGAGGAAUAUUUUCGCCAUCGAGUUUCCCGCCAAAAUACAAAUUAACAAAUCUUCAUCAAAAUGUUAGGAAGAUUUGAAGAAUUAAAGAGUACAUCUACUAAUAAACUUAGUUUGGGAAAAGCACGUAACAAUAAUGCUGAAGAUAGCAGUAACGAUAAGUCAAAACAGCGAAGGAGGAGUCUUUUCACGAAAUACGCGUCGAAAGAAAAGGAACACGAUGGCAAGGCAAUGAGGCCUUCAGCUCUUGCGAGAUAUGAUGAGCAAAUUAUUGAUUUUUCUUCAUCGUCUGAUGAAGAGCAAACGCGUAAUGAAAGCAAGCUUCCUCUGAAGAGAUCAAAUUUUACAGAAGCAAAGAACCCCAAAUUAGAACGCAUAAAUAAAAGUCAGGCAAAGGGAAAAAGAAGACGUGAAAGUGCUCCAGCCAACCUUCCACGAGUAGACGAGGGGAAACUCUCGAUUGAUUGGUCAGAUAGCAACGAUGAAUGGGAACCUCCGUCAUCAAAAGUAAAAUUACAGCAACUUGAUGCUGAAUUAGAUUCAGAAGAUAUAGACAAUUUUGAUUCACCCAAGAAGCCAAUUAAUUUGGGAAGAUCAUUUUCCACAAUGACAGAGAUUGACGACUCAACACAGAGCCAGAUUUCAGCACCAAAUGAAAAUUAUGAUACUAAAGAGGAUCCGCGAAAGGUAAAUUAUUGUGAUUCCUCAAAAAAGAGAAGGUCAAGAAUUAUGAAAGGUGGACUUGUCGAACAGUUAAAGAAAGUCACAGCAAGAGAGAUGUCUUCCUUGGUUUUCUGGCAGCAUUCUUCCAACCAAACUAGAUAUGAUUCACUGGAUGAAGACAGGGGAAUAGAUACCUUGACCCUGCAAAUUCUGAAAGCUGAAAAAAACUUUUCUUUGGUAACUCUGAUUUGCUGUACUGUUGACACACACUCAGAGACUUAUUGUAUAAUGCUUCAUGGAGACAACUAUAGAGAAAUGAAAUUGUCAAUUGGCAACCAUCUGAGAGUGUUUCCUCCUUUUAAAAAAGUUAGCGUUUCUGGGAUAGCUGUACCAGUCAUUUUGUGCACAUAUUUUAUGAAAAAUAUCACAGGAGAAGAUAAUGAUAUCAGAAAAGCAUUUGAUGUCCCAGACAAUAAAUCACUUUUAUCAUGUACUUAUGAUGAGAACUGCAAUCAUAUGGAAAAGGGAAAGAAUUCUUUGAGUAGUGAAGCAUUUGUUAGCAUGGGAAAACAGAUUGAUCUACUUUAUAGCUUUGUUUCUUGCUGUUACUUCAAGCCAUCAUCCUUUGUAGCAACUGUUGUAAAGUCUAAAAUUGUUUUGGGAAAUGUAUGCCCAAACUUUUCUUCAACAUGUGAUGAAAGCAUCAUUGAUGUGUUUAAGACAGAAGCAAAAGAAGCAAAAAGGAAUGUAAAUAUGGAGGUUUACUUUCUAAUUUUGGAUGAGAACAGGAAACUGGCAUUACUAAAUUGUCCUUUAGAAAAGUACAAACAAUUUCAUAUUGGUAAGCUAUCAUCUUUAGUUCAAACCACACUUAUAUUUCAGAAUUUCACUUUGAGAGGAAUCAAGAAUGCUGCCUUUGAUCCAACAAUAUUAUCCUUCUAUGGCAAACUAGAUGAAAACGAAAAAGAACAUGGCAACUCAGUUCCUUGUUUUAUCUUUGCCAGUUCUGCAGAAAGUGCUAUUUUGGUCCUGGGAGAUCAGAAGUCAGAUGAAGAGAGCAUGACACGCUGUAAUAAGACUGUAGCUUUGAGGAAUUCUUGUAGAGAAUCUUUUUUUGCCCAUUGCAUUUCUAUGUUGCCAGAAAUCAAUAAACAAACCCUGAUUUUUUCAUCUAAGGUCUAUUCAAUGUUGCUCAUAAGAUUGUGUGACCUUCAUCAAACAGAAGGCCUUGCAUCAGAUAGUGAAACUUCAUUGGUUCUGUUAGAAAAACUUUCAAGCUGCUUUGUGCCAAGAUAUGUUUCAGACUGCUUUCUAGAGGAUGGGCAAAUUCUAUAUCUGAAAGACGUCUCGAAGGAUACCAAAAGUAAAAGAGUUAUUGCUGAUAGUUACACAGAAAUCUGUCUGGUAAAUAGUGCUUGUCUUGCCAAUGCCAGUGAUUCAUGUGAUUUAGUUGGUUACGGAACAUUUGAAGUAGAGGAAAAGGCAAUGAAUCUGUUGAAAAGACAGCAAAAGCCUCACAUUUCCAUGCUGUCUGUAAGCAGUGAGCGUGGCACAUUUGUACAAGUAGAAGGUUUUGUUUCAGGUAUUAAUGAAGAAACUGCCAUGUUUUGGGUUGUUUGUGAUCAAUGCGGAGAAGAACUAAAAGAUGGAGUAACACAGAAAUUGCUUUUUUGUCAAACGUGUGGUAAGAAUGUUGGAAGAAAAAUACAUGUGCAGCUAGAUAUUCUGCUGAAAUGUGAGCUUGCAAUUGAUACUGCUAUUUGUAUAAGGUUAUUGGAGAAAACAAUUUAUGAAUACUUGCCAAUGGACAUUACUGAAGAUUUCAGUGGUUAUGACAUUGAUUGCAUCAUUGGAAAGAAAUUUGGCCCAACAAUUUGCUAUGUAAUGUCAAAAAGACAGAAUUCUAACUCGGUGCCAUUGAUAGAGUUAAAGGAAGCUAAUGUUGCUAAAGGGUUUGAUUUUUCAAUUUUUUAGCUUCAUUUUCCAUCUUAUGAAACAAUUUCAUGACUUUUUUGCUGUUCAUAUUCAUUAGUUUAGACAUCAAUAGUCUUGAGGAAUAUCAGAUCUUGAAAGCUAAAAGUAAUGACAUGUUAGAUUAAAUACAUUUUAGUUAUUUUAUUCAAUUAGUGAUGCAAUUUGUAGAAACUUAAUGAUAAAUUGCCAAGUGCACAGGUUUUCCACCCCUUAUUUAACAAUAAGUUGUCAGCUAAGUAUAUCUGGCCAGAAAAAUCGAAAAGUUUGUCUUAAAAUGACUUGUUUGCUCAUUAAAACUCCUAAACAUAUGGUUUAUAAUUAUUUAUCUUAACCGAUUUUUGCCAACCUAGAUAAUAACUUGCUCUCGCUCUCUGAUCUCAAAUUUUCGAUGAUUUUGUAUAAGACCAAACAGGAAUGGGAAAUUUCAAAUUAAAAACAUCUUUUUUGGUGGCCAGUUUCAACCUCCUAAAAUUGAUGGGAGCAUUUCUAUCAAGUAUCCAUCUGUUUUCUUAGACACCCCCUCCCCAAACAAAAGAGUGCACCCCUUUGCAACAUAAAUUGUGGUAGGAACGUUUAUGGCCCGUUUGGGAAUAAGCCAGUCUCACAUCAAAAGAGAAAGAAAGUUUUUAGAAAAGGGAGUCAUUUGACGAGUGAGAAUGAAACUCCGGCUUAUGUGUGCAAUUAUGAUGUAUAAUGAUUUUGGCUGUGAAGCGACAUGAGAUGUAAAUUUUGCCUUCCCCUUAAUACGCAUGCUUAAAUGAUACACUUUCUCCAGACAAAUUGAUAGAACAAUGGCCUUCUUCUAUGUUUUAUAUGUGUUUUAUCUCGCAAUUAUUACGUCUACCCCCUCCCGAAAAGAACAAUGUUGAUAGUUUAGGCAAAUAGCUCAGGGGACUGAGCCCCACUUGUUAAUGCCGAAAGUUGGCAAGAAUAUACUUUUUCUAUUGUUUUUCGCAACAUUUUCUGCAAGAGCCCCCCUUGUUAUUUUGACAGCUCUACAACACCACUGCAUACAAUUCCCACGAAAAAAACAUACUACCUUAUUUGUUUUCUUUGUCGUUUUAAAGAAAACUAACAUCUUCCUAGGGGAAAAGAAGAUCGCUACAAACUCCUAGGGGAAAGGAAGGUUGGAAAACUGACGUCAGUGAUUUUUUUUUAUAUUCUCAUAAAAUUUACAACGACAAUCAAUUACAAUACAAAAGCCUAGGGAGCAUGGAAAUGCAUAACAACCCUAAGAAUUACACUUAACAUCGAGACACAAAUAUUACAAUAAUAAGCUACAAAAGUGAUUGGAGUGGUGUCGCCCAUCGUUCCAAUAGCGUUGCAGAUAUGAAAAAUACUCACAAAAAGCUAUUUAAAAGAAAAUAUCAAGUCUACCUAUGUUACUUGCUAAUCAAACAAAUUUGCGCCCAGACCUGAUGAGCGACACCACUCCAAUCAUAAAAGGAAUAAAAUUUACACAAAAGAGAAAAUAAUUUACACGAGAGAGGUUUUCACGAGAAAGUUGAUAACUUAUUGGAACCGUUCUGAGGCCUGAAUGUAUUUUAAUGUUGCAUCAAGAAUGUUUGUAUUUGAAUCAAAAGGUAACUUUUCAUGGCCAUUAGCAGUGAUUGUUAACAAAGGGACUUUCGUUGUCAGAAAUAAUGUAGCAUCUUUGUCUGCGUUCGCGGGAUAGCCUAGAUCUUUUGAUUUAUCUAAACUCCAGUUCAUUUUAUGAAUGUGUCAGUAACUCGUUCUUCGAGUUAAGAAUUUAAUAAAUAAUCUAUUUAGUAAAAAUUAAAAAUAUUUUACUCUAUAUUUUUCCAUAAAACGAUUUUUCAACAUUUUAAUAAUAGGAGUUGAGGCAUUUCACUAUUUUAACAAAUAAAAAGAGGUGCAACUGAACUCAUGGUACCUGCAACGUGAAAUAAUAUUGAAAUUCAAUAUUUUUCUAAGCUAUUGACUCAAACUCCUUAAACCCGUCAAAAUUCUUCAUUAACUAGCAACGUGCUCUGUUCCUCGACCAUUCUGGCAUGGCACGAGCAAAUAAACUCCAUUGGGUUAUUUGGUAAGCUAUAAGAUAUUGAAAUGCAGUCUUGUCUGAUGCGAGUAGUACAAACAGUUUCGGCAUAAUGCUUUGUAAAAAGUCCGAACGUCAUAAAGUCAUUAGAACGUCAUAAAACAAAUCAGCACGUGAGAGUGAAAGUCGAACUCAAUGGGGAGGUGUCCAGUUCCUCUUUUUAGGACAUCUUUCAUCUGCCCACAUGCUUACAAGUUUUCCAUUGAAGAGUUAUCUGCGAAAUGGCGAAAACUUCACGCUUUUGAAACUGAAUUUAGUUGAAAGGAGGGUUCAAAUCCCUACAACCCCAAUAGCCAGGACCGCCGAGAGUGGGGGCAAGGAAGGCAAACUUCCUCAGGGUAUAGGGGGCCUCGUAAAGCAUUAAGUUCCAUUAUAAGAAUAGAAUUAAGAAAACUUAACAAAGGUUUGCCUAAAAAAGUAAAACGUUUUGAACGACUGCAAGAAAAUGACUGCAAAAAUGAUCUGAAAUAUAUUUAAAGGAAAUCUAAAGGGCGUGGUCAGAAAAUUUUCUGCUAGCAAGGGGCAGCACCUUAGGAUUUUGCCUCAGGGCCUCCAAAUCCUUGCAGCGACCCUGCCAAUAGCUACAGCCUUCUGAGCGGUUAAAUGACAAAUUCACUGAUUGCAAGGCAAAGGCAACAAGACUAAAAUC